This is a messenger RNA of Neltuma alba, 1959 nucleotides long. Its product is annotated as suppressor of mec-8 and unc-52 protein homolog 1. Gene Ontology annotation, biological process: mRNA splicing, via spliceosome. Gene Ontology annotation, molecular function: protein binding. NCBI's taxonomy places the organism in Eukaryota, Viridiplantae, Streptophyta, Magnoliopsida, Fabales, Fabaceae. Bases 205 to 1764 code for a protein of 519 amino acids. The record is from RefSeq and is a predicted model, not a curated record. The transcript is spliced from 16 exons.
UCCUCGAAUUUUGUCUCCCCUACCAUCUCUCGCAUGAAACAGCUGCCCCUCAUAGACAGGAAUAUACUUUCCGGACCUGGUCACUGUUUCACUCCUUCCCUCUCACAUUCCCUUUUGCUUCGUGUUAGCCGGUAGCUGAGUGUAAAACCCUACACGCUCACUGGGUCUGCUUUGAACCUUGGACCUCUGUGACCUGUUGAAGCUAUGUCUACUCUUGAAAUCGAAGCACGAGAUGUCAUCAAAAUCGUCCUCCAGUUUUGCAAGGAAAAUUCCCUGCACCAGACAUUCCAGACUUUGCAGAAUGAGUGUCAGGUUUCUUUGAAUACUGUAGACAGCAUUGAGACAUUUGUUGCUGAUAUUAAUAGUGGAAGGUGGGAUGCGAUAUUGCCUCAAGUGGCUCAACUUAAGCUUCCCAGGAAUAAAUUGGAGGAUUUGUAUGAGCAGAUUGUAUUGGAGAUGAUUGAACUUCGAGAACUGGAUACUGCUCGUGCAAUUCUACGGCAAACACAGGUGAUGGGUGUCAUGAAACAAGAACAACCUGAAAGAUAUUUGCGGCUUGAACAUCUCCUUGUUAGAACAUAUUUUGAUCCUAAUGAGGCUUAUCAAGACUCAACAAAAGAAAGGCGACGUGCGCAAAUUGCCCAAGCUGUUGCUGCAGAAGUUACUGUAGUGCCACCUUCCCGAUUAAUGGCUCUAAUUGGUCAGGCUUUGAAGUGGCAGCAGCAUCAAGGUGUAUUUCUGCGGACAGGAUUACUUCCUCCUGGAACACAGUUUGACUUGUUUCGAGGGACAGCUGCUAUGAAACAAGAUGUGGAUGACGUGUAUCCGACAACUAUUUCUCAUACAAUUAAGUUUGGCACAAAAAGUCAUGCAGAAUGUGCCCGCUUUUCACCAGAUGGGCAGUUUCUUGUCUCUUGCUCAGUUGAUGGAUUUAUUGAGGUAUGGGAUUACAUUAGUGGAAAGCUGAAGAAAGAUCUCCAGUACCAGGCUGACGAAAUAUUCAUGAUGCAUGAUGAUGCAGUACUUUGUGUAGAUUUUAGCAGAGAUUCUGAGAUGCUAGCUUCUGGAUCUCAAGAUGGCAAGAUUAAAGUUUGGCGGAUAAGGACUGGUCAAUGUUUGCGGCGUCUUGAACGUGCUCAUUCCCAGGGUGUCACAAGUAUUGCCUUCUCUCGUGAUGGAAGCCAGCUAUUAAGUACUUCAUUUGACAGCACGGCAAGAAUCCAUGGCCUAAAAUCUGGAAAGCUAUUGAAAGAGUUUCGUGGCCAUACAUCUUAUGUGAAUGAUGCAAUUUUCACAAGUGAUGGAAGUCGUGUUGUUACUGCCUCCAGUGAUUGUACAAUCAAGGUCUGGGAUUUGAAAUCUACAGAUUGCAUACAGACUUUUAAGCCACCUCCUCCUUUAAGGGGAGGUGAUGCUUCAGUUAACUCCGUUCAUAUUUUCCCAAAGAAUACAGAUCACAUUGUUGUAUGUAACAAAACAUCUUCGAUAUACAUCAUGACACUUCAAGGGCAGGUUGUGAAGAGCUUCUCAUCCGGUAAAAGAGAAGGUGGGGACUUCGUUGCGGCAUGCGUUUCACCUAAAGGGGAAUGGAUAUACUGUGUUGGUGAAGACAGGAAUAUGUACUGCUUCAGCUAUCAAUCUGGCAAAUUGGAGCAUCUAAUGAAGGUCCAUGAGAAGGAAGUUAUUGGUGUGACGCAUCAUCCUCAUAGGAAUCUUGUGGUAACUUAUAGUGACGAUGGUACAAUGAAGCUGUGGAAGCCUUGAGAAUGGCUGCCUGGAUGCUGCAAUUUUUUUCCCUGAAUGAACAUCUUUUUCCUUCUUGUUUAUCUUGUUCCCCCCCCCCCCCAAAAAAAUUUCUGUUUAAUUUGGAAGGUUUAUACUAGUAGCAGCGAAAUUGUAAGUGAUAAAUUGUAUGCCACUGCCACAAAAUUAAUGUAGCAUCGCGCUAUUUAUUUGUAU